AUGAAGGAUUAUUUAGCAGGAUUAUUUGCUGGUAUUACGACUACAUUUAUAGUUCAUCCAAUCGAUACAAUUAAAGUUACUAUGCAAUCUCAUUCAACACAUAGUAUACCUAAAGCAAUUAAAUUGAUUAUUAAAUUAAAUUCAAUACAAGGAUUUUAUCGUGGUGUACCAGCUCAUUUACUUGUUCAAUGUGGAUCUCAAACAUCAUUUUAUGGUUCAUAUGCGCAUUGUCUUCGUUUCUUAGGAUCAGAUCGUGAUAAUCAACACACAAUCUCAGUAUUACAUAAUUUUAUUGCUGGUUCUUUUGGUGGUUUGAUACAAGCAUUUCCAUCAAGUAUACUUGAAUUAUUUAAAAUUCGUCUACAAACAACAAGUUAUCAACAAGAAGCAAAUGUUUAUCAACUAUUUCGUCACAUCAUUAAAACAGAAGGAUAUCGAGGUCUUUUUCGUGGUUUACAUGCAACGAUUUGGCGAGAUUCACCUACUUAUGGUAUUUAUAUGAUGAUUUAUGAUCCAUUAAAAGCUUAUUUACACUUAUCAAUAAAUAGUGAACUAAUCAGUGGUUUUAUAGCCGGUGGAACUGUUGGUGUUAUUAGUUGGACAUUAGCUUGUCCAGUAGAUAUAUGCAAAAGUAAACAACAAGCUGGUUAUACAAAUAAAAAUUUAUUUCAAUGUUUAUUGGAAAUUUAUCGAAUAGAAAAUGGUAUACAUGGGUUUUUUUGUGGUUGGACUGCAAUAGCUACACGAGCAUUUUUACUUAAUGCAAUAUCUCUUUUUGUUUGGGAUCGUACUCGACGUUGGUUUUGA
This is a messenger RNA of Rotaria sordida, 807 nucleotides long. The record is from the annotation of a GenBank genome assembly. Lineage: Eukaryota; Metazoa; Rotifera; Eurotatoria; Philodinida; Philodinidae.